Molecule: messenger RNA, 1986 nt
Organism: Symbiodinium natans
Lineage: Eukaryota; Dinophyceae; Suessiales; Symbiodiniaceae
Source: the annotation of a GenBank genome assembly
AUGAGCGUCAGAUACCACGUUGGCCAGCUCGUAGUUGUUCGCGACAACCUGGAAGAGAAUUGGCACUGUGCCAGGAUUUUCCAAGUGACCCCGCAGGUGUUGGUGAAAAGAAGGCCGCGGAGCACUCCAUCAAAGUUCAAUUUCAUAAAGCCCUUGGAAGCCAUGGACGACAAAGAAAGAAAAGGCGUUCUUGCCUUGGAGCAGCAGCUCAGGAACAGCGAGGACAUUGGCCCGGAUCCCCCUCCCAUGGGUCUUUCCGCUGAGGACCAAACAGCAUACCCAGUCAUUGCGGCCAGAGCAAACUCGGCUUUCUUGAGCUUGGUUUUGCUAAUUGGAAGCUUGAGCCCAGUGAUCCUGAACAACAUUUGGCUUAUGACCGCCAACUCAGUGAACGUCGGAGAUGGGCACCAACAGUUCUGGUGGUACACUCUGGUGUUUGACAACUACUUCAUGGUGGUCAAGGGCAUCAUGUUUUCCGCCUUCUUCUAUGCCUUCUUGCCGCAGCCGGAGCGAGGCCACAUCAAGCUUCUCUACACGAUGCUGGCGUUCAUGUGGCCACUUUUGUCAUUUCUGAUUCAUCUGCUGUGGUUGGCGGUGGGUUCGGUCGACGACUCUGGUAAUUCCUGGGGUCUGAUGAAGCUGAACUUCCCCAUCGGCGCGUCCACAGCUGUGUUCACAUGGAUGCCGCUGUGUCUCUAUGUGCAGUAUGGUCGAUCAGAGCGGUUCUUUGCCUUCAAGCGCUUCGCGGUCAUCAUCGUCAUUCUUGUGGCUGACCUCAUCUUCAUCAGCUCCUCCCACAUGGUCUUGCUAUUCUUCAAGGCUUUCAAAGAUGGGAGCUUUGGUUCGUUGGAGUCGGGCGUGGAGAGUUUAGUGGAAGUCCUCUUCCUCCUUGGGUUCAUGCAAGUUUACAUGCCAGUUCUUGGAAAAGUAUGGCAAGUGGGACUCUUUCUCUUCGACACCCUGGCGCCAAUGGAAGAUCUGCAAAGGCAACGUAUGCUAUACUUCGCCACGGUGAUCCUUGACAUGCACCGCUACAUGUAUGUCCGGGAGAUGCUGUACAUGACAGACAGCAUCCCCAUCGUGGCGUUUAUGGUCCUGAAAGAUUUUGCCUACGACGUCUAUCACUUUGGAGUUUCCUCUUCUCCGGCUUUGCAGUCCGUGAAGCUGAUGGGCAUCCCAACAUGGAAGCUAUUCCUUGGUACCAGCGAGGCUCGGGCGGCAACAUCACGGUGCUAUGAGGGUCUCAUCUUUGUCCUUGGCCUUUGCGCAGACUUUCUAGAACUCCCACAAGUUGCCACAGGUGUUUUUACAUGGACUAUUGACUGCGGCUACCCGGAGAAGACGACCACUACCAGCUUUGGCUUUGCAGAGACGCGUGUCAAGCUUGUGAAUGUUCCUACAGAGUUCGGGUCCAGAUUUAGGGAGUGGGCUGUUAAGACUGCGAAGGAGCGAAAGAAGAACCUUUCCCUCCUGAAACGUACAGAGAAGCCUUCCUUUGACACCGUCCUUGCCCUAGAUGCUGUCGAGAAAAGCAAUGGUGAAUGGCGCUCCGUGUGGGAAGGCUUCAAGGAUCCGGGCCGGUUCAGCUUUUACCAGUUUAUGACCGUGCAGCUGGGGGGGAUCAUGUUCUGCCGAUAUCGUGCACGAAUCAUCAUCAAGAUUGCCAGCAGCAUCAUGCUCUUGGCUGCCGGCACCUUGAUCCGGCUGACACCUUCGAAAGAUGUCCUGAACCGUGUACACGACCACACCAAGCCGCGUGAGUUGAUCCAAUGGAUUGUUCCGGCCACAAUGCUGUUUUGCGACAUUCUCGAGCUGGUGUUGAUACAGUGCCUGCAAGAUGGUGAUGCCGCGACCAUGGGGUACAAGCUCAAGCGCUUUGCACGGCUGUUCAGUGAUCCCAUCUUCAUGGGGAUGGUCAUGAGCUGCCACGUUUGCUGCAAUAGCGACUUGUACAUUACCUUUGCUGAACUCAAAUUCGGUGCCUAG